AUGACUCAAACGUUUGAAGCAGAACCUGGCUAUAUGGAUAACAAACGUUUAAUUGGUGGUAAACCAGCAACAAUUAAUACUUUUCCAUUUCAAGUACAAGUGGAAAUUGAUGGAAAACUAGUUUGUGCAGGAGUAAUUGUUAGUGACAGAAUUAUAUUAAGUGCUGCACAUUCUUUUAAAGAUGGCGUUUUAAAUGAAAGUACCGUAUUUGUUCGUGCUGGCACUUCCAAACGUGGUGGAUGUGAUGGCGUUUUAAUGGAAGUUGAAAAAGUGGAAAAUCAUGAAAAAUUUGGGCAUAGUAUUAAUCCUUUUGAUUACGAUAUUUCAAUUUUAUGGCUGAAAAAACCUUUAAAUUUUAAAAAAUCAAUACAUUCAAUACCAAUAGCAAGGCAUAUUACAAAUACAUCCAUUGAUCUGUUUAAAACGUUUUACGUAGCUGGUUGGGGUGUAGAAAAAGAAGGUUCACGUAAUUAUACUGAUGUUUUAAAAUUCAUUGAAAUACAUUUGGUAAAUUGGACUGUAUGCAAUGAAAUGUAUGAGGGUAUUCUUACAGAACGGAUGAUAUGUGCGGGAAACUUAAAAGUUGAUGCAUGUCAAGGCGAUUCUGGAGGUGGAUUAGUGCAUAACAACAUUUUGUAUGGUAUUGUUUCUUGGGGUUUGGGCUGUGGACGAUUUCCUGGUUUAUACACAGAUAUAAUCAAAUUUCGAGACUGGAUAAAUGAAAGAACUGGUAUACUUGGUGAAGACAGACUUGAAACUUGACAAAUUAGAGAAAUUAUCGUCUUUUUACUUACUCUUUGUAUAUUCGAGUCUGUCACACUUUGCAUCUUACUUAUCCAAAAGCAAAGA
This is a messenger RNA of Chrysoperla carnea, 849 nucleotides long. RefSeq names its product trypsin beta-like. Gene Ontology annotation, biological process: proteolysis. Gene Ontology annotation, molecular function: serine-type endopeptidase activity. The record is from RefSeq and is a predicted model, not a curated record. NCBI's taxonomy places the organism in Eukaryota, Metazoa, Arthropoda, Insecta, Neuroptera, Chrysopidae. The coding region runs from base 1 to 762 and encodes 253 amino acids. The transcript has 2 exons.